This is a messenger RNA of Dermochelys coriacea (leatherback sea turtle), 10152 nucleotides long. RefSeq names its product MN1 proto-oncogene, transcriptional regulator (gene MN1). NCBI's taxonomy places the organism in Eukaryota, Metazoa, Chordata, Testudines, Dermochelyidae. The record is from RefSeq and is a predicted model, not a curated record. Gene Ontology annotation, biological process: regulation of DNA-templated transcription.
GCAAAACUUGUUGCUGUUUCUCCAGCUCUGGGUGAGAGAGGGAGCGGAAAGCGGAGACCCUGCAGCGCCCCAAGCCGGGCACCCUGCACCGCCUGCGGCCGCCGGGACCCGCCAGCAGAGGGGAGCGGGGACCCUGCAGCGCCCGAGCCCGGGCCGCCGGGACCCCCAGAGACAGCGUCAGGAGAGCCUCGGUCCGGCCGCCGGGCGGGGAGACCCUCGGAGCGCCCAGCCCCGAGCGCAGCAAGGCGCGGAGAGCGGAGCCCGCCGGGACCCCGCGCUGGGCUGGCCGGUUUCCGAGGCGAGCGGAGAAGCAGAGGCUGUGCCGCGCUCCCAGCGCCUCUGCAGCCCGGCGAUGCGGAGCGGAGCUCCCGGGGACUGGAGCCGAUGAGCUGCGGAGCCGAGCCCCGCCGGAUGUCGGGGAGAGCCGGCCGCCGCACGAGGUGUGAGGGAGCGGGGCGCUCCCAGGCGUAAGUGCUGCGGCCCUCGGAGAGCCCCGGGCUGCGUGGGGCGGAGGCCCGGACCCAGGCGGGUAGAUUUCGUUUCCUUGAACUUUGUUUGGAAGCCGGGGCUGACGCUGCCUGCUCCUCCGUGCCCGCCCCGCCCGAGCGCAUCCCCGCUACGCGCCCCCACGUCCUGGCCACCUGCCCCGCAAGAUGUGAGCGCGGGGACAGCUCCCUGGGGACCCCGGCUCGCCCGCCGCUGCCUGCUGCAGGGACACUGUAAGUUGGCUUUGACUUGGGUGCCAUCGCUCGCCGCGGUUCCGAGCGCGCUCCUGGGGGAGCCGGCCCGAGUCGCGCACCGGGGCACGCGGGGUGCCAUGCCCUACUGAUCCCCAGAAGUAUGUUUGGGCUGGAGCAGUUUGAGCCCCAGAUCAGCAGCAGAAACGCCGGCCAAGGAGAGAGAAACUUUAGCCAGGCCGGCCUGACCAUGGGCUCCCACUUCAAAUCGCCAGCUUUCCACUCCGGGGGCCCCGCGGAUCCGGCCAUCAGCGCCUUGGGCGAGCCUCCCAUCCUGGGCAUGAACAUGAACAUGGCCGGGGAAGCGUACGGCUUCCACGCUCGGGGACACUCCGAGCUGCAUGCAGGGGGGAUGCAGGCUCAGCCGGUUCACGGCUUUUUCGGCAACCAGCAGCCUCACCACGGUCAUCCCAACACCCACCACCCGCACCAGCAUCACCCGCACUUCAGCGGCAACUUUGGGUCCGAUCCCGGCGCCUCCUGCUUGCACGGAGGGCGGCUGAUGAGCUACAACAACAACAUGGGCAGCCAGCAAGCGUUUGCAGAGGGAUACGACCAUAUGGCCGAGAACCAAGGAGGCGAAGGCUUUGGACAGCAGAGGUCAGGUAACAUGCCCGAUUUCCAGCACCACAACUCCAGCGCCUCUAACCACGCCGUGCCAGCGCCCUGCCUCCCACUGGAUCAGUCUCCCAACCGGGCUGCCUCCUUCCAUGGGCUUCCAGCCUCCAGCUCCUCGGAUUCCCACAGCCUGGAGCAGAGGAGACUUUCCAACCAGGGAGGCGUCGAUUCUUUGGAAUACAAUUACCCCAGCGAUGGCCCUUCAGGACACUUUGAUUUGCCAGUGUUUUCUCCUUCCGAGUCUGACGGGCAGCUUCCUCACUAUGGUGCUGGCCGACAAGUUCCUGGGGGUGGCAGUUUCCCUGGCACGUCUGUUUUGCCCAGAGCACCGGGCAUGGUGGGGAUGUCCAAAGUUCACCCACAGCAGCAACACGGUGUAUUCUUUGAAAGGUUUGGAGGUGCUCGUAAGAUGUCCGUGGGCAUGGAGCCUGGUGUUAACGCCAGACAUCCUCUAAUGCAACAGCAGCAACAGACAGGUUUGCUGGCCAGACAAAACUCCUGUCCGCCAGCAAUUCCUAGGCAACAGCAAACCGAAGCCAAUACUCCCAACCCCAACUUGCAGGACAAUGGGCCAAUAAUGCAGAACCAGCACGCACAGUUUGAAUACCCUAUUCAUAGACUGGAGAACAGGAAUAUGCAUCCAUAUACUGAUCCCGUCUUUAAUAUGCAGCACCCUGCUCCGCAACAGCCACCCAAUCAAAGACUGCAACAUUUUGAUGCCCCCUACAUGAGCGUGGCCAAGAGGCCGAGGUUCGACUUCCCCACUAGCCCCGCCGUGGAUAGGUGCGCCUCCUGGAAUAGCAAUCUGCACCAGGCGGGGAUGGAAAACCACCUAUCGCCUUCCGCCUACCCCGGCCUUCCGGGCGAGUUCACGCCGCCGCUCCCGGAGAGCUUUGCCCCGGGCCCGCCGCUCCAGCACCCGGGCCCCGACCCCCAGGCCCUGCAGCAGCGCCAGAACGCCGCCCUCAUGAUCAAACAAAUGGCCUCCCGCAACCAGCAGCAGAGACUCCGGCCGCCCAGCCUGCAGCAGCUGGGGCACCACGGGGACCACCUGGGCCCGAGCGGCCUGGGGCACGCGGGCCCCGCCGGGACCCUGCCGCAGCCCGGCUUCGAGCGCGAGAGCGGCGGCCGCGGGCCCGGCUUCGAGCCGCAGGCCGCGCACCUGGCCCCGGACGGCGGCUGGUUCCCCGGGCCGCCCCCGCCGGGGGAGCUGCUGCCGCCGCCGCCGCCGCCGCCGCCACCAGCGCGGCGCCUGGGCGGGCCCGCCGAGCCCGGCCCGCACGAGCUCGGCCUGCCGCAGGGCGGCUCCGGCCUGAUCUUCCGGCCGGCCGCGGGCGCGCUGGGGCUGGCGGGCGAAGGGCACGGGCCGGCCCUGCACUCCCCGGGCGGCCGCGCCCCGUUCGGCGCCGGCUUGGCCCCGCUGCAGUCCCCCGGCGGGGGCGGCGGCGGCGGCGGCGUGGGGCUGCCCAGCGCGCCCGCCGAGCGCCGCCCGCCGGCCGACUUCGCCGCGCCCCCGCUGGGCGGCCCGGGGGCCUUCGCCUUCGGCGCCUCGGCCCGGCCGGCCCCGCCGCACAGCGCCGCCGCCUCGCCCGGCGCCUUCCCGCCGCCGCCGCCGCCGCCGCCGCGCCCCGCCGCCGCCAGCAAGCUGGGCGCGCUGUCGCUGGGCUCCUUCGCCAAGCCGGCCAGGGAGGCCGCGUUCGGGCAGAGCUGCCUGGCCGCGCUCUCCACCGCCUGCCAGAACAUGAUCGCCAGCCUGGGCGCGCCCAACCUGCACGUCACCUUCGCCAAGCGCGGCCCGCCCGAGGCCAAGCGCAAGCUGGGCCCGCCCGAGCCCGACGGCGGCCCCGGCCCCGGCCCCGGCCCCGGCCCCGACUUCUUCCCCGGCGGGGCGGCCGCCGCCAAGGCCGCGCCCGAGGCCCGCCUGUCGCCCGGCUUCCCGCCCGAGGCCGCGCCGGGCGGCGAGGGCAAGGCGGCGGCGGCGGCGGCGGCGUCGGGGGCGGGCGGGCGCGGGCGGGGCCGCCGGAAGCGGGACAGCGGCCACGUCAGCCCGGGCGGCUUCUUCGACAAGUUCCCGCCGGCCGAGGGCGGCGGCGCGGCCAGCCCGGGCCCCGGCGGCGGCGGCGGCGGCGGCGGCGCCCCCCCCCGCCACGACAAGCCGCUGACCUCGCCCUCCUGGGCCAAGGGCGGCGAGCGGCUGCUGGCGGAGCCGCCCGACCUCCUGGCCUCGCUGGACAGCGGCCUCCAGGGCGCCGGCAAGUCGGACGGCGGCUCCCCGCGCGGGGACUUCCCCGAGCAGCCCAGCCCCGCCUACGGCCCCGAGGACGAGGUGUCCUCCAGCCCCGACGGCGGCCUGGCCAAGCCCGCGCGCAGCCCGCUGCUCGGCGGGCAGAAGCCGCUGGCCCUGGGCCUGCUCGGCGCCCCGGCCCCCGCCGCGGUCCCCGCCCCGGCCCCGGACAGCUACGGGCUGGGCGGCGGCGGCGGCGCCCACCCGGGCACCCCGGGCCUGGAGCAGGUGCGCACCCCCAGCAGCGCGUCGGCGCAGGACGAGAUCCACCCGCUGGAGAUCCUGCAGGCGCAGAUCCAGCUGCAGCGGCAGCAGUUCAGCAUCUCCGAAGACCAGCCCCUGGGCAUGAAGAGCAAAAAGGCCGAGUGCCCCGGCCAGAACGGGGACGGCGAGUUGAACAGCUGUUGCUCGGACAACGUCAAAGGUGCCAUGAGCACCAUAGACCUGGACUCUCUGAUGGCGGAGCAUAACUCUACCUGGUACAUGCCCAGCGAGAAGUCCUUGAUGGAGGGGCCGGAGGAGGACAAGCCCAUGGCACCGUGGGAGAAGUCAAAGCCUCAGAACCCCAGCAAAGAAGCCCACGACCUUCCCCAGAACAAGACCUCAGCUGCGGCGCAGACUGGUAGCCAUUUGCAAUGCCUCUCAGUCCACUGCACGGAUGACAUGGGCGAGUCGAAGGGCCGGACUGCGGUGCCGACAUGGAGAUCCCUGCACUCAGACAUCUCCAACAGAUUUGGGACUUUUGUGGCUGCCCUGACUUGAACAAAAGGACAUUAUUUUUUUUUCUCUUUUUAAUUUUAAAGGGCCGCUACUGCUGGACUAUUUUUCUAGGUUGGUACCUGCUUAGUGGCAUAUGGACUGGAAAGGGUUAAUUUAAAGUAAACCUCAAUUUUUUAAAUCUUCUGCCACAGUAUGUUACCAGUGUUAACCCUUCUGCAGUUAGCACACUUUUGCUUAAGAUUUUCCUGCUAGAUCAUUUUCCCCUUUAUUCUGUAAUCUUGGCAUACAUUUAUAGAUGAGGCCUUUUCCUUUUUCAUCUCAACGUAUGUCCAAGUAGUGUGUGUCAUAAUGAGGCAAAAAUACUUCUCCUUUUUCUUUUUUCUUCUUUUUUUUUUUUUCCCCCUUGCUUUGUUCAGUGCUUAUUAAAAUGGAAAUCCUGAAGAAUAGCAGUUCAGGAAUAAAUGCCAAUUGAAGUGAAAUUGUCAUCAUAAUAUUAUAUAUUGACACCAAGCUUUCGUCAGUCACAUAUAAACCAAACAAUUAAUGCUCUAUUAAGUAUUCAGCCUGUGAUUUUUGUCUUUCCUGAGAUAAUUUAUUUUUUUGUUACCAAGAAUACAUUCAGCCUUCAUCUCUUGCUGUUAAGUGGAAACAACUAUUCAGUUUAUUUGCUGAUUUGAAGCCCAGAUAUAGAGUUAUAUGCUGAACAGUAGAGCUUGUAGCAGUGAAGCCUCGUUGACCAAACAUGUUUUUUAAAAAAAAAUUGAAAUUGCCAAUUAAAGCAUUUUAAUCCCUUCUCCACCAAGGACCAAGGUUUGAGUGGAAUUCCUCACACCCUUUUUCUCUUACUGGGGAGUACAGAUCACCUCCAGGUCACAGAGUGUAUCUAAAGUCCCCACAUCUUCAAUAUUUGCUCCCAGAAGAAGGGAAGUUUAAGUACCACAUUAUCUCUGUAACUGUUGAAGUAGGGGCUUCUUUUAAGGAAAAUCACAUACCAAACCCCCUUUGUACUGUGCUUUUCCUGUGGAACAACUUCCUGGUUACAUGAAUAUAAGAAAACUCUGAUUCCUUGACAUGAGGAACUCCCCUGUGCUAGACUGAAUUUAAAUCAACCAUUCAGCUAUUACUUAGGCCAUGUCUACACUAUCACUUGUGUCGUUUAGAGGUGUGGAAAAAAAACGCACCCAUGGAUGACAUAAGUUUUGCCAGCAUAAGUGACAGUGUGCACAGCGCUAUGUUGGUGGGAGAGCUUCCCCUGCCGACAUCGUUACCGCUGCUCGUUGGGGGUGGUUUGGUUCUGUUGACGGGAGAGCUCUAGCGUCAGCAUAGAGUAGCUAUGUGGGAGAUCUUACAGUGGCAUAGAUAAGGGUUGCUACCUUUCUAAUUGCUGGUAACUGGACCCUUCUCUGCCUCUUCCCUGCCCAAGAUACCUUUCCCCAUUGCUCGCUGGAUCAUCUCCACCUCCCACCCCACCCACCAGCUAGGCUCCCUCUGCUCUGGGGCUGGGACGGGAGCUGCUGCAGCCUGACAAGGAACCUGCCUGCAGGUAAGAGGCGGUCCUGGCUGAGCAGGGGCUGGCGUGGGUUAAUGACUUGGCGCCUCCCCACGCUAACUGGACUUUUGGUGUCUGGUCAAUACAUCUGACUGAAAGCUGCCAGGUCCCUUUUUCAACCAGACUUUCUGGGUGAAAGCCAGGCACCUUACAAACAGACACAGAAGCCAAUAACUGGAUUGCCUGGGUACAACCCGGUUGGGUGGCAACCCUAGUGCAGUUGCAUCAGUACAGCUGUUCCACUGUAAGCUCUCUAGUGUAGAUACAGCUUUAAAUUACCAAAGUUGUCACAAGUCGGCACUGAAGCAAAGGCGUCAUAUUUUGGCUAAAGAAAAAGGUCCCUCAGAUUGCUGGUAAAGUUUUUAGUAUAGCUGCUUGUGCCCUUUUUCCACAGCAGGGCUUUGGUGCCAUUACUCAAAGUGCCACCUUUUAAUGUAUGUCACUGAGACAGUUGAAUGUGUGAGAUCAGGCAUUUUCAGGAGUGGAACCAAGCAUGAAGCUGGGAAAUUUGGUACAUAUCAGUACAUACCGGUGGGUAUCCUUUUCAUUCUAGCCAGUUCCCACAUUUGUGCACCUGUAUGUCAGAGAUUAGCGUUCUCUAAACUGCCAGGCUACUCUUGCAGCCUAAAGUGGAUCCCAUAAUUCCUGCUGGUAAAGACAGUUUCUAUUCGCAUUUGUGUUGUGUUUGAAGGACAGUAUUAUUAGAUACAUACAAUAAAAGGAAACCAUUCUUUCCUGCCCUUCACAGAUAAUACUCAUCAGGGCAGAAAGCUGGAAACAAAUGAGCUAAAACUGAAAAGAUGAUCGCACACUGGUGUGGUUUUAUGUAACGCUGUCUAGAAUUUGUGUAGCCUCUGCUUACAGUAAGACUAAACGGUCCCACCCUUGUUCAAUCCAGUGGCGCUGGAACAAUUUUUAAAGUGGGGGUGCUGAAGGUGAAAACCAUAUAUUUGGGGUGUUACUAUUUCAAGACGGUGUGGCAGCACCCCUACUUCCAGCACCCAUGACUCAGUCUCCUCUACUCCUUUGCGUUUACUAAGAGCAUUGGAGGAUUAGAUCAUAGCUGUGAAAUAAAGGACUGGAACACCGUGAUUAUUUAUCACUUGUUUCAUGGAUUCACAGUGUGCCCUUUUUUGAGAGUUGGUCUUUAGAGGACUGUCUUGAACUUACCUUGGAUGAUCGCAUUGGGCCAUUGGUUUUUAAGCAGAGUUCUGUAUUGACACCACUGGGGAGGAAAUUGUGCUUAAAAACUCAUGGUACAUUGUGGUCCUGAAAUCCUUCAAUCAUGCUGUUUCAAAACUCACAACAUUUUAAAUUAAGUUACAGAUGGUAUUUAACUUGUCACAUUCUCCCUGCUCUCUUAUUUGGAACAAGCUCUCAUUGGCCUUAUGUGGAUUUAUUUUCCUGGUGUGUCACUGCUCACUGACUUGACUUGGGUUAAUUUUUUUUAAACUAGGAAAUUAUAAUAAGGGUCAUUGAGUUUUAGUUGGUCUUUGUUUCAAAAUUUAAAAAACAUCCCUGAUUUUGAGAUGCUUUUAAUCUUUUUUUUAAAAAAAAGAUUGUAUUGAUGCUGGAAUGGUGACUGGAAUAUGGAGUUAGCUUGUAUUCCUGGCUCUAGAAUAAAAAGGCAUGACACUUGGCUGGAUCCAGAUGAAAGGCUCAAAUCUUCUGCCUUUCACCUACUCUAAAUAACAUCGUCGGAGGUAAUAUAUGUCCUGAUGUAACAAUCGUUACGCAGACUCACUUUGGAGAACAUGCCCCAACCCAAGAAAGCACAGUUUAAGUCCCAGUUCAGCAGAGUACUUACAUAUGUGCUUAAUUUUAAAUGUAAGUAAUUCCAUCUCUAGUCAUCAAAGCACUUAAGCAUGUGCUUUCCUUGAGGCAUGUGUUUCUCUCGUUAGCUUUAAUGCAAUUUAAACCAAGUUUUAAAAAAAAUUAGUAGGAGAGGGGAAGAAACUUGGUUCAGUCUCUGGAACUGCCCGUUUAUUUAUCAAAACUGUUUGGACAUGCUACAGAUCUGUUUAACCUUUUUGGUAGCUUUUUUCCAUCCACCAUGUCUCCCUGACUUGUAAAUGGCUUAUUCUCACCUUAACUGAGGGACAGAAUGCCAGCUGCCUAACAGUAAUUAAUGAGGUGAUACCAGUACAUUGCAAUGGGAUUUCAGGGUGUCUAUUUGCAAAAUUCUGAUGGAAUAAGUAUGCAAUUACUGACCAGGUUAAUGUUUAUUACUAAGCUUUUAUUACCUGUGAUAAGUUUUCUGUCCAGCUUCUCCAUUGAUUUGAUAAGUGCACUGAUUUUUUUUUAACAUAUACUAAAUAUCAGCAAAGCACUAGAUUAUCAAAAAGAUUUAGUUUCUGGAAUAAUGAUACUUGUCUUCAUUUUAGGAAUGCUUUGAGAGCUACAGAUGAAAAAUGCUGAGAGAGCUAAAGUAUGACUAGAUCUCCAUUUUGCAGGUCAGGAAAUGGAGCUGGGGAAGGGGGGAGUGAUUUGAGAUGAGUCCCAGAGCUGGGACUAUAACACUGUUCUCCUGACUACUAGUUCAGUGGCAUAACCAUUGGCCUAUCUGCUUCUUCAGUAUAAUUUUAAAACUGCUGCCUUUGAGGACAGUCUAGUCCAAUAAGGAAUGAAAUUCAAUGAAUUGCAAGUGCUGCAAAAAUGACUGCAUAAAGCCAAAAAAAAAAAAAGUUUAAAGUGCAUCUGCAUAUUUUAAGACUUCAUGGGGGUGAAAACAUGGCACUAAAAAGCCAGUAGUUUUAUGGUAAAUAUGCAUUUAACAUGUGUACAAGCUUCAUUUUGUAUUGCAAACAGCAGCUUAAAAUAAUAUGGCUUCAUACUUGUACUGCGGAGUCCACUUUGACCUGCCUGGCAUUUUCAGUUGCUGUACACAGGCGUGUAGUCUAGGCAGCAGUCUAAGCAGCAUUUUAGAAAUUAAAUCUUUUAGUUCUUACCCCUCAAGGGUAAAUUUCUCCCUGCACAGUGUUUGCUGAUUUUUUUUGGUGUGUGUUAAAAGAAAUUUCAUACUUACACUUUGAGUUUCAGCAUAGUAGCAUAUUGAGCAAAAUAUCUUUUGCUUGUUUGUUUAAGUUAUGGGGAGUGAUAAGUCAUCUUUGUCCAAAAAAAAAAAAAAAGAAAAAAAAAUAGGCCUUAUUUAUUAAAUGCUCUUUGGGAGUUUUCCCCAGAUCAUGUUCUCAUAGGGUUAAUAUUUCUCUGUUACUAUAGUUCAGUUGUUAGCUCAUCAGUGACAUGAGUUUAGAUUCAUUUUCAUUUAAUUAAGGUGAAUUUCAGCAAAUGUGUAAUGAUUUCAGGAUUAAUGUGGUAUGGUGGGUGGAAAAGAAAUAAAAAUGAAAAUUUCGUCAUCUAUUUCAUUUAGCGAACUCCUUCUAAUACUGCAUUUAGAGGUGGCCGUUCUAAGGGUAGUUAACCUUUCCAACCAGGAAAUCAGUUCGAAGGCUUUCUGGCACAACACUAAGGCUAAAUGUUCAUUAACUCCUUAAUGAAGAGCUGUGUAAUAUGACCACAAAUCUAUCUGCUGUAGAGCAAGUCAUGUUUGCUCUAAUACUAAGAAGAAAUAGAAUUGGUAAAUUAGAUUUUUGUUUUUUUUUGUUUUUAAAAGCUGCAGUGUAUCCUUUUCUUGAAUUCUAGGUUCACAGCUGUUCAGUGGAUGCGGUAUAAGAGCUUAAUCCAUUGUUAUAGAAUUGUUUCUCCUUUAUUGCUUAAGGCUAAUGGAGGAAAUAGUCUAAUUUUGUUUUAGAAUUUUUCUAUUAAAAUUGUUGGUUUGAGUCCAUCCGUUCAUAGAUUUUGACUGAUGAAACUGCAGGCUGUGAAUUCCGGCAGUUAUAACUUUAUCACUAUUCACUACCCAAGAAUAUUACAGCUUUAAAACAGCCUUAAGCAAAAGGAUGUUAUUUCUUUGUACUAAAUUUGGUUCAUGGUUAAGAAAAAAAAAAUAACACUGGUAAUCCGUACUGCAUAGCAAACUCUUCUGAAAAAUGUUAUUGCACAUGUAAAAUAUGAAAACUUGACUCUGCUGUGUGUUAGGCAAUCCUGUAAUCUUUUUUUUCUCUCUUGUUAAAUUCAUUUCUUAAAUGCUUGGUUGGAAGACUGUGACAAUAGCUCAUGAAAUUGAGUGUUAUUUUUCUUUUUUUAAAUAUGUAAAGUGCAGUCUUCUGUAUUCAUGCAUAUUGUAUAUAUCUGUAUAUGUUUUACUGAGCAACUAAAUAACAAUAAAUAUGAUGUUAAUGGUG